AUGACGAGCGUGGCGGAGGCCGUCCACGUCGGCAGCUGCUGGUCGGUGGGCUUCACGUUUGACUUGUGCUGCGCCCCAGAGCAUGGGCCGGAAGGCAACCCCACCUGCUGGGACGAGGUGUACACCCACCAGUCCUGCUGCAGCGACGGGGGCGACCCGUCCGCGGCAGGCUGCGACAGCCCCUACUUUUCCCGCUUCCGCCAGCUGGAGGACAUGCCCGACCUGAGCCCAGACCUGAUCGACGCUUGGCCGAGAGUGCUGGCCAGCUCCGAGGCGAGGUGGCACCUCUGCGCCGCCGCCGUGCUGCAGGCCCGCCUGCUGCAGAUGGAGGAGCGCGCGUACCUGGAGCCAGCAGGACAGGCCCUGGACCGCCUGGCGGUGCACGCCUUGCUGCUGCAGCGAGGCAUCCAGGAGGGGCGGCUCUCCAGCGCGGACGUGCAGGCGUGGCCCCUGGAGAGGGGCCUGCAGCGCCUGCGCGACGCCAGCGGCCGCGCCGCGGGUCGCAGCCGGCGCCGCGCAGGCGUGACGCUGGUGUUGUGCUACUGCAACGAGGGCCUGGAGUGGAUGAACAGCACAAUUGGCCGGCCUCUCAUGCGGCAGGUCGACCUGGCCAUCGUGCAGAAGUGCCCCGAGGCGGCCGGCGGCAUCGUGGUGCCGUUUCGGCACGUCUGGAAGUCUGUGCGCGUCGACCAUGUGGAAGACCUGCCCCUGCGUGCAGACGAGUGCUCGGGCUAUCUCGGUGUUGGGGGCGGCGCGCCGCUCGGCUGGCUACGUGCUGGCGGCCUCGCAGGAGGCCCCGCCGCCGUGCCGAUCCGCGGUGGCAUGCCCGCGCCCUUGGCGGGCCCUGGGCUCGUCGGCCCCAUGAUGGGUGGCGCUUGCGGCGGGCUGCUCGGCCUCGGGGGUCCUGGAGCAGCAUGCGGCGGCCUGGCGAUGGCUGGAGGGCCUGGGCUCUUCGGCCAAUGGAUCCACGGCCCCUCCUCGCCAAUGGCGCUGCAGUCGCUGGGCGUGUACCCUGGGCGCGAGCUCGAGGUGGUGCUGCUUGACGCCGCCGGGGCCCCCAUCGGCACAGGGACGGUCUCGGCGCGGGGCUGCUGGCGGAGUGACGGCGUCGGGAUGUUCGUGGAGGUGUCUUUCGUGAAGUGCACGGCGGCGGCCUACGAUCCCCUGCUGCCGGGGCUCUUCGGCACGGGCCAGGCCGCGCUGCGUUUGUGUGCCCAGCCCGCCAGCGUAGCCGCCCAGAUGGCGACCUGGCCUGUGCGGACGGUGGUGUGCGCCGACAUCUUUCGUGUGGUGGCGCCUCCCGUUUUGGCUGUCGGUGGCGCUGGCGGAGUGGCGGCUCCAGGGGCGAUGCAGGGCUUUGUUGCGUUGCCGGGGCCGCCCGCGGGUGCCGCUGGCAGCGACGGCAGGAGGCUGCGAGAGAAGCUGGACACCCUCAAGCGCCAGCUCGCGAAGAAAAGGGUCGCCGGAUCUUGGAUGCGAGCAAGUCCGAGCGAGGCGCAUUGUCGGCGACAGGUCUCGAGCAGAUCAAGCAUGGGGCUGCGGAAUACCAAGGAGAUGAGGAUGAUCCAUGGGUGCCUUAACGCGCCGCUGGCUUGUCGGCUGCCCAAGCUAGGCGACACGUUGAUGCAGCGGCUGAAGGCGAUUGAGCAGGCUCACAAAGACGGCCACUGGCAGGUGGCCCAACACCUGGAGGUGAGCGGCGACGUGGAGGGGGGCCUCGCGCGGGCCAGCGAGGUGCGAGACGCCGUGAACGCGUUCACCGACGAGGCGAAGCUGGCUCAGCACUUAUCGACGGCGGGGAAGAAGGGGCGACGGCAGCGUCGCAUGGCCAAGGGCGGCGGCAGAGCCCCAGCGCCGGUGCAGGGGCGGCAGGAGCACGAGGCAGGUGGCGAGGCAGCUCGAGGCCCAGCCGCCGCCCCCGUCGGGACGCGCCGCAGCGGCGGGAGACAGCAGUCCCUCGCGAACGAGCCCGAGCCGAGGGGGUUCGCCGCUGCCAGCCCGCGGCACGGGCACGCCACUUGCCGGCGCCGCGUGCAGUUCAGGUCGGGCGAGAAGGGGGGCGGCCCGCAUGCUCGACGGCCGCCGUGGGCCACCAAGGCCCCAGGCGCAGAUCGCGGUAAGCCGAGCGGCAGGACGUUCCUAGAGAAGGCUGACAGUGAGGAGGAGGGUGCCAGCUCUCCAUCACGCGUGAACAUGUGCAGUCGUGGGAGCUGGGAGCCUGCUGCGACUGAGGCACCCGACUACGGCGCAGCGGAGUUGCGCGCGAGGUGCGAGGUGACGCCGACGGGCCCGACUCACGGCGACGCGCCCUGCUUCGACUUGCCGCCCUCGCGCCCGCUGACAGCACGGAGUCCCCAGGCCCUGGGAGAUGAGGUUCGCGUGCAUUUUUGCGCUUCGGCAUCAGACUCCCGUUUGUCAAGUUAUGUGACGAGGGCUUCGCUGGAUGUGAUGAGCGACGCUGAUGAGUUUGGCGAUGCCAGUGACAUUCCCGCGCCACCAUCCAGGCGGCGGAGAUGCAACCUGCCCCCGCUUCCGUCUGGCGAGGUGGGCGAAGUCCAGGCGCUGCGCCGUGGAGGCGCAGACGACGUGGAGCCUGUGCAGGCGGUGCCGCAGCCCGCGACGUCAACGCAGCGGCUGGCAACGCAGUUCCUGGCUAAUGAUGUCCAUGUUUUCUUGGACCAGUGCGGCGGCGAUCUCCCCGGGCUGGGCUGGGGGGCGGAGAUGAAGGCGUCGGCCGCGAGCUACACGGGGCAGGAGGCCGCUGGAGGCGCCCCCCCGGCCACGGCUGCGCCAUCGGUGGACGUGCUCAGCGCGUGCGAAGGCUGGGUGCGACAGGCGCCCCUGGACCCCGGGAGCGCGCUCAAGGCCGAGGAAGAGGUGGAGACAAUGCCCGCAACUCCUCGCGCGUGGGCGUCGGCUGCAGAGCGGGGGCGGAUCGCCCUGGCGCUGUCGCCAGCAUCGGCCACGGCAUCGACCCUGGAGAGCAGCGCGGCGCCAGCAGGACGUCCUCGGCGUGGCCAGGUGGGUUCGCCGAAGUUGGCUGGCUGGCGUGACGUGCACAUCGGGCGGGGCAACAGGCAGCUGGGUCUUGCCCCAUCAUCAUUGGGAAAGCCUUUUCGCAUCAAGAGGCCGGCGGUCACGCAGAAGUGGUUGCAGACGAUGACGUGCCUCGGUGCCUUCUGGAAGUUCAUGGUCCGCAUGCGAGGUGAGCUCCCAUCGUCAGUCCGAGGGGAGCUCCUGAGCGCGCUGUGCCUGAUGCCUUUGAUGCGCUGUGACUUGCGCGCCCCCAUCAGCGGCCUGGCGACGGCGUCGGAUGCGAGGCCAUUGCGACGGGCAGCGCGCAGGUCGUCGCGCCUGCUGCCGCGCGGCAUCGCAGCAGCUCGCGCCUCUCAGUUGGGACGGACAGGUGGCCUCAAUGACGAGGGUAUACUUCUCUCGCUAGUUGAUGGCAUAGGAGGCGGCCGCAGGGCGCUGGACAUGCUCGGCCUCUCCGUGGGAGCGUUCGCGACGAGCGAGAUCGACGAGGAGUCAGCUCGAGUAGUCCGAUACUCGCGGCUCGAUGUUGUCGAGCUGGGCGACGUGACCAGCGCUGGACGCAGCGGUCUUGCAGGCAAUCGGUCUCGGCUCUUCUACGACACCCAGCGGAUCGCGAGGCCCCUGGUCGAGGUGGCGGGGGAGCAGUGCCAGAUCUUCAGGCUCAUCGAGAACGCGGCGUCCAUGGACGACGAGCACCUCUUCGCCAUGUCGGACAUGAUGGUCGCCUGGCAAAGGGCGUCGGUGACACAUGAGCGAGGUGGAGUCCGGCUUGAACCUCAUGAGGAGCCAGGGCCGCAGUCGCGGUGGCUUCGCCCAGGGGUGAAGUGGCCAGCUGGGCAGUGCAGUUCGGGAAGGUUGCCCACCUUUCUCAGGCGCGUGCCGCGGCGCGUCCCUGGCUCGGCCCCGACGGGCAUCACUUUUUGCGAUGAGCAGGCGCUCAAGAGAUGGAGAGCAUACGACCACAGCGACCCGCCGUAUUCGUACAAGCUGGAGCUGCUGCUGGACUUCCCGCCUCGCCGCGCGCUCGGCAACUCCUUCCAGCGCGGCGCGGUGGCAUGGUUGCUGGCACACUGGGCUGUGUUCGCGGGCUACUUGCAGGAGGCGGACGUGCUGAUUGAGACUGUAGGCCGAAGUGAGAGCGAGACUAAGGCCCAGUUUGGCGACCCGCCUUCGGACGACGAGGGCGGAGGCAUCUUCGUCAGGCAGCGUGGCUUCUGGGAGCAAGACGCCGCGCUGGACCCGUCCGUGAUCCUGGUGGAGGAGCUGGCGCGCAGGGCUGAGACGCGCGGCAGCGAUGUGCGUCUCGACGCGCUUGAGAGCAUUGUCGGCGGCCCGCUGGACUUGGCGCGCAGUGGCGUCAUGGCGGUGGCGCCGGACUUCUCACAUCGCUGGCCUUGA
Messenger RNA from Prorocentrum cordatum, 4434 nucleotides. The record is from the annotation of a GenBank genome assembly. NCBI's taxonomy places the organism in Eukaryota, Dinophyceae, Prorocentrales, Prorocentraceae.